This is a messenger RNA of Phacochoerus africanus (Common warthog), 2044 nucleotides long. It is a transcript of the gene CLPTM1L, whose product is annotated as CLPTM1 like. The coding region runs from base 60 to 1676 and encodes 538 amino acids. The transcript is spliced from 17 exons. NCBI's taxonomy places the organism in Eukaryota, Metazoa, Chordata, Mammalia, Artiodactyla, Suidae. The record is from RefSeq and is a predicted model, not a curated record. Gene Ontology annotation, cellular component: endomembrane system; membrane.
CGUCUGGCAGGGCUGCGAGGCGGGCCGCGCUGGGCCGGGCCGGGCCGGGCGGCGGCGCGAUGUGGAGCGGCCGCAGCUCCUUCACCAGCCUGGUCGUGGGCGUGUUCGUGGUGUACGUGGUGCACACCUGCUGGGUCAUGUACGGCAUCGUCUACACCCGCCCGUGCUCCGGCGACGGAAACUGCAUCCAGCCCUACCUGGCACGGAGGCCCAAGCUGCAGCUCAGUGUGUACACCACCACGCGGUCCAGCCUGGGCGCCGAGAACCACGUGGAUCUGGUCUUGAGCGUGGAGGACUUUGACGUGGAGUCCAAAUUCGAAAGGACCGUCAAUGUCUCUGUCCCCAAGAAAACCAGGAACAAUGGGACGCUGUACGCCUACGUCUUCCUCCACCACGCAGGCAUCCUGCCCUGGCGCGACGGCAAGCAGGUGCACCUGGUGAGCCCGCUCACCACAUACAUGGUCCCCAAACCGGAGGAGGUCAAUCUGCUCACGGGCGAGUCUGCCACGCAGCAGGUCGAGGCCGAGAAGAGGCCGUCGAAUGUGCUGGACGAGCCCGUCUCUCACUGGAGGCCGAGGCUGACCCUGAACGUGAUGGUGGAUGACUUCGUCUUCGACGGGGCCGCCCUGCCCGCCGACGUGCACCGCUACAUGAAGAUGAUCCAGUUGGGGAAGACGGUGCACUACCUGCCCAUCCUGUUCAUCGACCAGCUCAGCAACCGCGUGAAGGACCUCAUGGUCAUCAACCGCUCCACCGCCGAGCUGCCGCUCACGGUGUCCUACGACAAGAUCUCGCUGGGGCGGCUGCGCUUCUGGAUCCACAUGCAGGAUGCCGUGUACUCGCUGCAGCAGCUCGGCUUUUCGGAGAAGGACGCUGACGAGGUGAAGGGCAUUUUCGUGGACACCAACCUGUACUUCCUGGCGCUGACCUUCUUCGUGGCCGCGUUCCACCUGCUUUUUGAUUUCCUGGCGUUUAAAAACGACAUCAGCUUCUGGAAGAGAAAGAAGACCAUGAUUGGCAUGUCCACCAAAGCAGUGCUCUGGCGCUGCUUCAGCACCGUGGUCAUCUUCCUGUUCCUGCUGGACGAGCAGACGAGCCUGCUGGUGCUGGUCCCCGCGGGCAUCGGGGCCGCCAUCGAGCUGUGGAAGGUGAAGAAGGCCUUGAAGAUGAGCGUGGUUUGGAGAGGCCUGAGGCCCGCCUUUCAGUUCGGCUCGUCCAGUGAAUCCGAGAGGAAGACGGAGGAGUACGACACGCAGGCCAUGACGCUCUUGUCCUACCUCCUCUACCCGCUGUGCGUCGGAGGCGCCGUCUACUCCCUGCUUAACGUCAAGUACAAAAGCUGGUACUCCUGGCUCAUCAACAGCUUCGUCAACGGGGUCUACGCGUUCGGCUUCCUGUUCAUGCUGCCCCAGCUCUUCGUGAACUACAAGAUGAAGUCGGUGGCGCACCUGCCCUGGAAAGCCUUCACCUACAAGGCCUUCAACACCUUCAUUGACGACGUGUUCGCCUUCGUCAUCACCAUGCCCACCUCCCACCGGCUGGCCUGCUUCAGGGACGACGUGGUGUUUCUCGUGUACCUGUACCAGCGAUGGCUUUAUCCCGUGGAUAAGAGCAGGGUGAACGAGUUCGGGGAGUCGUACGAGGAGAGCCCCCCGCGGAAGCCCCACACAGACUGAGCGCCCCACUGGCGCUGCUCGUGGCCGCCUGGCGGAGCCUCGCGUGUCGACCGAGUAUUUUGGACACUUUGGUGGAACUUCCGGGCGUCCCAUCCUCUGCGUUGCCAAAACCUCGGGAGGCCCCUCGCGCCCCCGGUCCCCUCGCGCCGUGAUCGGGAUCAGGAGGCGUUGCGGGCGCGGGGGCCUCGCCCACAGGACCCGUGUCACGGCGUCUAAAAGUGCCCCUCGAAGGAAAGUCCGACGCCUCUGAGUCCGUUCCGUGUAGACUCUGGGGUCACGCGGCUUUUUUCCUUUUUGUUUAAAAUUUGACAAUUUUAAAGCUUAAUGUAUGUACGUUUCUAUUUUAAAAUAAAUUUCUCCGGCUGUAA